AUGUCCGAACAAGUAAGUUUUCUCUUGUUAAAUUUAUGUUCUUACUUUAGGCAGUUGCUGAGAAGAAUCUUGGAAAUGAAUGUUAUAAGAAGAAGGAUUUCGCCGGAGCUCACCAGCACUAUGACAAGGCUAUCGAGCUCGACCCGGAGAAUAUGACGUUUUACAACAACAAAGCCGGUGAGUUUUUACCUUGUUUUAGGUUUAUUAGACUCGGUUUGCCUUUGUGGCUUUAUGAUAAUCGCAAGGCACUUAUUUGUACCUGGAACUAGUCGUAUUAGAUGAAAGAUUGCUUUUCUCACGUUUUGUAAUGUUUUUCACCGAGAAAUUAAAUUUUGUCAAGAUCUAUUUUGAUAUUAUUUUAGCUGCCUAUUUCGAGGAAGGGAAGUUUGAAGAAUGCAUCAAGACCUGUGAGAAGGGCGUAGAAGUUGGUAGAGAACAUCGUGCCGACUUUGCAACUAUUGCUAAAGGCUUUGCUCGAAUUGGAAACGCGUAUCUCAAGCUCGGCGACAAAAAACAAGCUCUCUUCUAUUUCGGAAAGUCCUUGUCCGAGCACAGAGAUCCCGACUUGGUCAAGAAGCACAAGAACCUCGAGGCGGAAAUCAAAGAGGAAGAAAGGAAAGGAUAUAUUAACCCAGAGAUCAGUGAGGAAGAAAAGACCAAGGGAAAUGAAGCUUUCAAGAAGGGUAAGAUAAUUUUUUGUUUUUUUCGGAGUUUAGAUCGAGGAAGCCCGAUUGCUGAAGCUUGAUAAUGAUGAAUACCAUCUUUUAAGGUGACUAUCCAACUGCCAUCAAGCACUACAAUGAGGCUAUCAAGAGAAAUCCGGAUAACCCGGUGCUCUACUCAAAUCGCGCCGCCUGUUACUCAAAGUUGAUGGAGUUCCACCGAGCCGUCGAGGAUUGUGAGCACUGUCUAAAACUUGAUCCUAAAUUCAGUAAGUUUUCGACAAAGUGGUUGUAUCUGUUUGCUAUACUGCUUUAGACAUUAAUUGAACAAUAUUGUUUUAGUCAAAGGAUAUCUCCGAAAAGCCGCUGCCCUUGUUGGUCUCCGUGAAUUCAGUCGUGCUCAAAAGACCUACGAAGUCGCUCUAACGAUUGAUCCGAGCAAUGCCGAGGCUCGCGAGGGAUUGAUUAACUGUGCCCGGAACAGCGAUGAAACCCCUGAAAAGGCCAGAGCCGCGGCUUUGCAAGAUCCCGAAGUCCAGGAGAUCCUGAAAGACCCCUCGAUGCGUAUGAUUCUCGAGCAAAUGUCCACGGAUCCAGGAGCAGCACAAGAGCAUUUGAAAAAUCCCGAAGUCUUCCAGAAAAUUAUGAAAUUGCGGGAAGCCGGGAUUAUCCAAGUCCGUUAA
Messenger RNA from Bursaphelenchus xylophilus (pine wood nematode), 1345 nucleotides. Lineage: Eukaryota; Metazoa; Nematoda; Chromadorea; Rhabditida; Aphelenchoididae. The record is from the annotation of a GenBank genome assembly.